CUUCUUUACAAAGAAAAAUAACAUACUAAAAAAAAUCGAUCAAAACAAACCAAAUUUUCUAUUCAAAUUCACAGAGAAACAUACACAAAUUAUAUAUAUAACUAUCUAAAAAUUGAUGCAAUAAACAUAUAUAUAUAUAUAUAUAUAUAUGUCAAUUAAAAGGAAUUAAAUUAAGAAUCUCUGUUUUUUUUUUUCAGUAAGUAUUAAAAAUGGCGUUGUUUAGGAAAUUGUUUUAUCGGAAACCACCUGAAGGAGUAUUGGAAAUUAGCGAGAGAAUUUACGUAUUUGAUAGAUGCUUCACUACUGAUGUUUGGGAGGAAAAAAAUUACAAAGGUUAUGUAGCUGGUGUAAUUAGCCAACUUAAGGAUCAUUACCCUGACGUGUCAAUUUUGGCUUUCAAUUUUCGGGAAGGUGAGUCACAAAGCCGGAUUGCAAACGAUCUAUCUGAGCAUUAUGUGACCAUAAUGGACUACCCUCGACACUACAAAGGAUGCCCGUUGGUCUCAAUGGAGAUGAUAAACCAUUUCCUUAGAUCCAGUGAAAGUUGGCUUUCCCUUGGGCAGCAAAAUGUGCUCUUAAUGCACUGUGAAUGGGGUGGUUGGCCAGUUUUGGCGUUUAUGUUGGCUGCAUUAUUGAUAUAUAGACGACAUUUCACCGGGGAACAGAAGACCUUAGACAUGAUUUAUAAGCAGGCUCCUCGUGAGCUUUUGUACUUGUUGCAACCACUAAAUCCAAUUCCUUCUCAACUAAGAUAUUUACAGUAUGUAGCAAGGAGGAAUGCGAACAUGCAAUGGCCUCCCAUGGAUAGAGCACUCACUUUGGAUUGCAUCAUUAUUAGGAUGAUACCUAACUUUGAUGGCGAGGGUGGUUGCCGGCCUAUGUUCCGUAUUUAUGGGAAGGGUCCAUUAAUAGUUGCUGAUCAAUCUCCGAAAAAUUUGUUCUCAACACCAAAGAAAAAUAAUGUUGUUCGUCAUUACAAGCAGGCAGAAUGUGAAUUGGUCAAGAUUGAUAUCAAUUGCCAUAUACAAGGUGAUGUUGUCUUGGAAUGUAUCAACUUGCACGAUGACCGGGAAGAAAUGAUGUUUCGGACCAUGUUUAACACAUCUUUUAUUAAGUCAAACAUUCUGAUACUUAACCGUGAUGAAAUUGACACACUGUGGGAUGCUAAGGAUCAAUUUCCAAAAGACUUCAGACUGGAGGUUCUUUUUUUGGAGAUGGAUGCUGCUGCUUCUGUAGUCCCUGUUGAUUUGUCUUCUUUUGAUAAGAAGGAUGGCCUUCCAGUGGAGGCAUUUGCUAAAGUUCAGGAAAUCCUUAACAGUGCCGAUUGGCUAAAUCAAAACGGUGAUGCUCCUGGGAAUGUGCUUCAGCUUGUUGAAACCGAAGGAUCUAGUGCUUCUUCUACAUCAUCGCCGGUGUCACCUCAUGAACGUACAACAGUGGAACAUCCUUCACUUCAUGAAAGAGAAUGUGGUAAGCAGAAAGAAGUUUCCGCUCUACCUGAAAUCAAGACUGGACCGCUCAAGAUGGAUGUUCUCACUUCGCCUUCGUCUUCGCCUCCACCUUUACCUGCAAAUGAUCAAGUUAUUGUCACUGUACCUUCUCCAUCCCAGCCUACAGUAUCUCAGCCUGACACAUCUCCGCUUCCUCUUGAGAUUCCUUCAACUCCAUUUGAGAAUGACAAAAUCGCCAAAAUGGAACCUGUUCUGCCAACUUGCCCUUCUGGAAGUUCUUCUCCAACAAUCCCCAUAUCCAAUAUCAAACAUUUAGAAGAAAAGUUAAUUAAUAAGAGUGGGAUGUUGCCGUCAUCACCACCUCUACCACAUUCAGCCCCUAUAUCGGAGGAGAAUUCUGCUUCUGUUUCCACUCCUCAAACUCCAGCCCCUCCUACACCACCUUUGAAGCAAAAUUUAACUUUCAGCAGUGGGUCAUCACCAUCACCGCCACCGCCACCGCCACCGCCACCACCUCCAGCACCUACUUCUUCUCCAUGCCUGUUACUUACAACCGCUGUGUUGAGCAAGAAUUGUUCCUCAAUAAGUGGACCACCUCCACCUCCACCUUUGAAGGAAAAAUUAGAUUCCAAAGGUGGAAUUCUACCGCCUCCGCCUCCGCCUCCGCCACUUCCUGGGCAGCCCGUGAAGGAGAAUUCUUCUUUAACUGGAGGACCCUGUCCACCUCCACCACCUCCUUUGCCUUCUUCACAGGCUUCUAAGCCUACAGAAUUAUAUUCAGUACCACCAGUACCUCCGCCUCCUCCCUUGGUUUCAUCUCUCAAGGAUAAUAACAAUCUCCCAAAGAGUGUUCCUUCCGUUCCUCCUCCUCCGGUUUCUUUUCCUAAGGUGAAUAAUGUGCCUGCUUCUCCAUCUCCACCCCCUCCUAUUGCUCCUCCACCUAACAAAAAUUACCGACAGCUGUUGUCUAGCACUAUGACUUCAAGAAGCAAUUCAACAAAGAAGCUGAAGCCAUUGCAUUGGUUAAAGAUAAGUAGAGCAGUCCAAGGAACCUUUUGGGCUGAAAUUGAAAAAUGUAGCUAUGCCUCCAAGUCAUCAGUGAUUGAUAUGCCAGAACUUGUACAUCUCUUCUCAGUUCAAAAUUUAGACCAAGUCGGUUCAGGAAGGAAUGGGAAUUCGAGGACCAAAUUUGGACAGAAAACUCAGAAAGUGCAGCUGAUUGAUCAUAGACGGGCAUAUAACUGUGAAAUUAUGCUUUCUAAGGUGAAGAUACCGCUGCAUGACAUGCUGACUUCGGUGCUUGCUUUGGAAGAUUCAGCAUUAGAUAUCGAUCAAGUGGAGAACCUGAUUAAGUUUUGCCCAACGAAGGAGGAAGUGGAAGCGCUCAAGGGUUAUAAAGGAGAAAAAGAGAAGUUGGGUAGAUGCGAACAGUUUAUGUUGGAACUGAUACAAGUCCCACGAAUAGAGUCCAAGCUACGGGUUUUCUCAUAUGUGAUUCAGUUUCAAUCCCAGAUUUCUGACCUAAGGAACAAUCUGAAUAUUGUGAAUUCAGUAACUGAUCAGAUCAGAGGUUCAUCGAAACUGAAAGGGAUCCUACAGACAAUUCUGUAUUUGGGAAAUGCUCUCAACCAGGGAACUGCAAGAGGGUCUGCUGCAGGUUUCAAGUUGGAUAGCCUCCUUAAACUAACUGACACACGUUCAUGGAACAAAAAUAUGACUCUCAUGCAUUAUCUUUGCAAGAUCCUUGCUGACAAAAUGCCUGAACUACUCGAUUUUUCUAAAGAUCUUUCCAGCUUGGAACCCGCAGUGAAGAUUCAACUGAAAUAUUUGGCAGAGGAAAUGCAAGCGAUUAGCAAAGGAAUGGAGAAAGUUGUAAAAGAGCUGUCCAUGUCAGAAAAUGAUGGACUUAUGUCUGAGAAUUUCUGUAAGGCUCUGAAGGAGUUUCUGAGCCCUGCCGAAGGCGAAGUCAGUUCCUUGGCUCAACUUUUUUCUGCUGUGGGCAAAAACGUGGAUUCAUUGAUUAUUUAUUUUGGAGAAGACCCAGCCCGUUGUCCAUUUGAACAAGUUGUCUCGACAUUAAUGAGCUUCCAAAGAAUGUUCAAUCAAGCCUUAGAGGAUAAUCGCAAGCAGCUGGAGUUUGAGAGAAAGAAAGCAGAGAAGGAGAAGCAGAGGACAAGUGCUUCAAAUAAGAAAACUUGAAACUUUGAGCGUUCAGGUAGUGCAAAUCAAUGUAGUUAUAUAUCAGCCCUGGGCUUUGGUUCAACGGUAAAGCUAGUACAACACGAGAUGUGUGGUAGGCAUAUAUCACAAGUUCGAGUCCUGCUGGGGAGCCAAGUCUAGUAUUUAACUUGAGAAGAUUAGAGGGACAGGCCCGUCAGCCAACAAGUCCCAGAGCUGGAGAUAGCGGAUUUCUCAGUUAUUGAAAAGAAAAAUAUAUUCAUAAAUCAUAUCAAUCAGCAUAUGCUCUUGGAAACCGACAUCAUUGAUACGUUUCAAUGGACUGAAGCAAGCUCCGGGAGCUUUUUCACUCAUUUCAGCAUAAGGAAGUUGCUCUAUAUCGUAGUGAAGCUUCACCAUGAUUGAAGAUUUGGGGAGUGAGAUAUCAGUUCUUGAUGAUGAAUGGGUAGAUGAUAGACAUUUUUGUUAGUUUGUCGGCAUUGGUCAGCUAACUUUUGAGGUUGAGUUAGGCCCAAAGUUUAUUUCUUAACAGUUCCAAAGCGAAAGUAUUGGAAAUUGUUCUAUAUAGCAUGUCGCAUGUAUAGCUCCCCCUUCGAUCUUGGGAGUGAGAAGUCAGUUCUAAAUGUGAAAUGGAAAAGUGGACAUUCUUUUUUAUGGAAAAGUUGGCGAUGUAUACUGUACAGUUCUCUAACAGAAUGUCUCGGAAAUUGUCAAGUGGGAUAACUUCUGAGCAGUGGUGGAGGCAGUCAUCUACUAUAUAUACAUAAAUGAAAUUUGACUUUAUCUAUACGAUAUAAUUUUUCCAACGAGGGGGGUUCGGAUGAGCCCAUUCCUCCUAUUUCUGCGCUUGCUUCAGGUGUGUCAAUCGCAUGUCUUUGUAAAUAUAAUUUGCAGUUUAGAUCAUGUUCCUUUUCUAGCAAUCCAUAUUUGUCGGAGUGGCGGAGCUACUUUUGUCCAAGGUAUGUAGCUUCCACAGGUAUCCCUACAUCCAGGGCCAGAAGUGUACGAUGUGUUAAUACUCCAGGAGAAGCAUCGAUCACAAGCUGUGUGGGAUGGUGCCUUGAGAGGACCGACCGGAUGCCUGUUUUCACGCCGCGCGGAUACCGAAUUUUGGAAGCACGAGAGGCGUCAUCCUUUUCAUCCUCGCAUCAUUGACUACUUUGGCCUGUGUGGAUUUAGGGGAGUAGUAGAGGUAGGAUGUGUAUCAUAUAAUUGGGCAGUCAGUACUGCACUUAUAGAGAGAUAGCGUCCUGAGACGCACACCUUUUAUCUGCGUACGGGUGAGGCGACCAUCACAUUAUAAGAUAUUGAGCUCAUGUUUGGCAUGGUUGUUGAUGGUAAUCCCUUGAAUGAUUAAUUCUAGAAAUAUAAGUAUUGUUGGGUGACAACAAUUAAUCCAUGAGUUUACUGGUUGGGCACC
Messenger RNA from Lycium barbarum (goji berry), 5049 nucleotides. RefSeq names its product formin-like protein 13. Lineage: Eukaryota; Viridiplantae; Streptophyta; Magnoliopsida; Solanales; Solanaceae. The record is from RefSeq and is a predicted model, not a curated record. The transcript is spliced from 21 exons. Bases 210 to 3650 code for a protein of 1146 amino acids.